AUGGCCAAGAAGCAGAGAACGCCUACUCUCUGCGAGUGGGCCCUGGGCUUCACCGUUGAGGAGAUCCACGCCCAGCAGCAGCGUCGUCGACAGAAGCAAGCGGGCCGCAGCAGCCAGGAGCGCUUCCGGGUCGAAAUCUCCACCGACGACGAGUCCGAGGAAGACACGCUCAAGAUUACGUACCCGCGUUCUAGUGGCGCCGAAAAGACCGAUACGAUGGUGAAGAAGGUCCGAUUCGAGAAGGAGCCCACCAAGUCCGCCAUCAAGAAGGGAUCCGACUCGGAAGCCUCCGAUGCGGAAGGGUCCAGAUCUAAGAGUAAGACGACUGAAGAUUCUGUUAAGAGCUCUGACUCGUCCAAGUCUUCUAAGAAGACGUCUGGUGAUAAGUCAGCCGACGUGGCUUCAGCCAGGAACAAGAAGACCAAAAAAAGAGCCAAGUUAGCCAAAGGAGACGACUCAUCUGGCUCCGAUGAAGAGACGCCGAAAAAUAAGAAGAAGCAAAACGGGAAGAAGGGCAAGUCCAAUUCUGCCGUUGCUGACGACUCGUCCGACUCGGAGAACGCGAAACCCGACAAGAAGAAGCACGAUAAGAGGCAAGCCGACAGAAAGAAUAAACAUGCGAAGAAAAUAACGGGUGAGGAAGACGAAGCAAGCGAUGAGAACUCUGACAGCGAAGAUGAGUCCCAAAAGAAAAAGAAAAUGAAAAUGAAGAAGGGUGAAAAGUCCGACAAAGACCCCAAGACCAAGGACAAGAAGGACAAGGCUGUCGUCAAAGAUAACAAUGUCGGACCGAUGAGCAAGAAAGAUCGAAAGGCCAAGGAGAGAAAGAAGAACGGGCCUUCAUCCGUGGCUUCAAGCUUCGAAAAGCUAAGGCCCGAAGGCUUUCCCCAGCCGCAUCCACGACUACCCAACCUCAUCAUGCCAAUUCGCGCCGAGGUCCUACAGGUCGAGCACACCAUCGAGGGAGCCGAAGAUCCUCGACCGAAUGCCUACCAUAGCGGCGAGCAUGGCAUUGUGCGUGUCUAUCAUGGUCCUGCUUAUGGCAAUCCAUACGGCAUGUUAUACCCCCGGAGAGACCUUACGAAAGCGAACUUGCCAGCUGGUAUGCCGCAUCCUGCGAGCAACCCCUGGCAACAAGGGUUUCACCAACCCUCUAACCCAGGAGACAUGCAAUUCAGCGGUCAAGCCCCUUGGAACUCUUUCCCACUUGGCUCACGGCCUGGCGACCCACAACCCCCUUUCGGCCCUGACGGUGUCGGAGCGGCUCCUGCCCCAACUCCUUGGGUUCGGGAUACGUUUGCGGGUAGGAGGGGAUCUCAUGAGUCCAUAAAGCAUAUGUCGCCGCCCUUCAUGUCCGGUGCGCUGAACGACGGCAUGCCCUCGAUGUCGGCCGGGGAUAAGGACAGAGCUUGGGACACCAAAACUGGACCGCCGGUUAGCGCUAAGCAGGUAUCCCCUUCACUUCCUAUAAACAUUAACAUGUACUCGUAUGCGGCUCGACCUGAUCCAUGGACCAAGGAGGGCCGGGAAAGGUACGCAAAUCUGGGCAAAGGCCCGGGGAAGUCCAGGAGCGACAUUCCCCUUGGCACCAAGGACUUCUGGGACGGGAGCUUACAAAAUAACAUGGGCCCUGCCAUGUAUAAUCGCGAUGAGGCUCGGCAAGGAAGUACAAACGGCAGCAAUAACAGCAACGACCGCUCGAGGGCAAAGCAUCAGGACCUAUGUUGGGGCCCUACGCACAUGACAGCCUCUGCAGACAGGAACGGCCCCGGCAGAACUAAUUGGAAGCAGACUGAUGGGAAUAAUGAUAUCCGUAAUGGAAGCCAGAACGGAUCCAACAGAGCCACAUGGACUGCGAACAACGAUUCAACCUGCGCUGCCACCAGCAAUGGUAACGGUAACAGUAAUGGCACUGAUUGGAACCCCAACUGGGAUCAUGACACCAACAAGCACUGGGCUACUAGUUCCAACAAUUCCAAGGGCUCAAAGACAUCGAAUCGUAGCGCGGCGAAACCACAGGCUGACGACUGGUGUGAUUCGAGCAACAACGUUGGCGUCAGCAGCGGCAAUUCGAACAAGUCGGGUGGCUCUGGGGGCUCGAAGAAGUCCAGCAAGUCGCAGAAAUCGACUGCGGCCGCUGAAGAUUAUACUAACAAUGCCGGCCCAGUUGGUGCACCUGGAGAUGCCGCUGAUUCUGGCAACGCCUGGGGCCCGACAGACGACUGGAGCAAGGGCAAUACUGGCGGUGAGGACCCUUCAAGCAAGAUGCCAGGAGCCUGGGAUUCAACGCCCAAUAAGGAGCAGAACGGUGGCUUCCCUUGGGGCGAUACCACGGCGGCGCAAGCCGUCCCGGACACGCAGUGGUAG
Messenger RNA from Verticillium dahliae VdLs.17, 2367 nucleotides. RefSeq lists its product as uncharacterized. Bases 1 to 2367 code for a protein of 788 amino acids. The transcript is spliced from 3 exons. The record is from RefSeq and is a predicted model, not a curated record. NCBI's taxonomy places the organism in Eukaryota, Fungi, Ascomycota, Sordariomycetes, Glomerellales, Plectosphaerellaceae.